ACUACGGGUGCGCACGUGAUACGAGUGUUCGCGCAUGCCCGACAAUCGACGUUCGCGUUUCAUUUCUUCCGCGCCCCGUCCUGUCUUUUGAUCUUGCGCUUCGUCGACGUCCGUCCGUCCGUUGCUGCAGCUCUUCUACAACAACCGUCCUCAAACAUGUCACUGCCCAUCGAUGACGGCCAAGAUGACCUGAACGUUGGCGGCAGCAACAUGGAUAUACUACGCGAAAUAGACAAAUUUCUUGAAGGUUAUUCAUCCGAUGGCGAAGAGUUACCAUUAGAGGAUAAAAAUAAUGAAUUGGAUAAAUGCGAACCACCAGUGGAUCAUAAAAAAAAUGAAUUAGGUGUCGGUAAAACAUUAAUGGGGAUUAAUAAAUCUGAUUUGGUCAAUGAGAUCAGUACAAAAUCAAACGAUAUUGAAUAUAUUGGUAAAAAUCCAGCCAUUUUUGAACUUCUUGAAGACGAUGAACAUUAUGCUGUGUAUGAUCAUAAUCCAAAUGAAGCUAAUUGGAAUGUUUUCUAUAAAACACUUCCUCCUGGAGAACAACAACUUAGUAUUAAGCAAGAACCAGGAACCGAUGAUGUUAAUGGCAGUUUCAACACUUCUGAUCUAAUUUCAGAAUCCAACACACAGAAUGAAUUGGAAACAUUUUCCUUUUGCAGUGAGAACUUAUGGAACAGAAAAAAUCAACCGUUCAAUAUUAAAGGCGAGCCAUUUGAUAAUGAAGCAAAUAUAACAAAUAAGAGUAAUUCGCCAUUACAUUUUUGUGAAGUUUUGAAUUCCGAAGAAGACACACUUUCAAAAGAAGAAUCCAGAAAAAAUGUUUCAAAUGGUUCUCUUCCAAGUUCUGAUACAUGUACAAACAAUAUAUUGGACAACUUUUCCUUCUUGUCUAACUUUGAAAAUGAAGAAUCCAAUGAUUUUGAACUUAACAAUCCUCAUUUACCUAUGGAAAUAGGUAUUCAAGAUCAGGAUACAGUUAUUUUGGAAGAAAAUUCUUCUAAAAACAUUUCAACAAAAAAAAAUUUUUCAGGUUUUGCUGCUCAGGAAGAUAUCUUAAAGUCAAAGAUUGAAAUGGAAAAUUUUUCAUUUUCACUUGAUAAUAUUAACAAGUCCCAGAGUUCUGCUGCUACUAAACCAUUUAUCAAAAACAGUACUCAUGAAUUAUUUGCAUUUAACCAGCCAUUCAAUCAAAUUUACAAUAACAUCAGUUCAACGUCUUCAGAUCAAUCAAAUACUGAAUUCACAAAUACCUGUAAAAUUUCAAAAAAAAUGUUUAAUAACGGCAAAUUCAUAGAAAAUAAAGAGAAAGUACUCCAAACAAAUAAAGUUUUGUUUUCCCCCGAAAAUCACAACAACACCAACCCAUUUAACUUUGAUAAAACGCAACAAAUUUUUAGUGAUAAUACUAUGAAGAAUAAAAAUCAUAAAACUUGGGCUCCAUUCAAACGAAAUAAUUAUUCAGAUUCUAGAGAUCAACAUCAAAAAUUGUCCUUCAACUUUCAGGAUAAUCGGAAGAAUAAAAAAAACUGGUUUGUUGAACCGCCACAAUUUAAGAAGCAUUUCAAUAAACCUCAAUCAGAUAAAUCAAGAUGGUAUAAGCAAUCACAUAAUGAGGACUUUAACAAAGACUUCAGGCAACCAGUAAAUGCAGUAUGGCGAGGAAAAAAUUAUUUUCCACAAAGCUAUUAUAAACAAAUAAAACCAUAUUGGAAAAAAUCAAGAAACCGUGAACCGAAAUCUCCAGAAAUAAAAUCACCACAACCGAUUAUUAAUUUUCAACUGCCAUUUGUACCAAUAAAUAAAACUUGUAAAUCUAAUUGUUCUUGGAAUUUACCUGUAUUAUCUACUAGACAUAAUUCUGAUGAAAUAACGACUCAAAGUGUUGACGAGAAGAAUUUAAAGAAUUUACAUAAUGUAUCUUUAAAUAUUCCAAAUGGAUAUCAUACUUAUAAACAUAAUUCUGCUGCUGUUAAGCCAAUUGUCGAAAACGGUAUUCCUAAAUUAUUUACAUCUAGCCAGCCAUCAUUUGAUCAAAUUUACAAUAGCACCAGUUUAAAUUGUUCAAACCAAUCAAAUAUUGAAUUCACAAAUACCUGUAUAAACUCAAACAACAAUUUUGAUAGUGGCAAAAUCAUAGAAAAUAAAGAGAAAGUUCUUCAAGCAAAUAAAGUUUUGGUUUCCCCUGAAAAUUACGACAACACCGAAUCAUUUGAUUUCUAUGAAACUCAACACAUUAUAAGUGAUUAUUUAUCUCCAGAAUCAUUAGUUGGUUGUACAGUUAAAUUUACUUCAAGAAAAUUGGCAAAUACUAUCACAAGAGAUCAACUAAUUGAAGCUUUAGCCUUGUAUGGAGAAAUUGAGAAUUCAUGGUGGACACCAGAUGAUUUUUUUUUUGCUACAUAUACUUCAAGGAAAAUUGCUAAACAUGUGUAUGGUUUAUAUCCUAAAAACUAUUCAUGUUCAUAUUAGAUUUAAAAGUAUUUAAAUAUUUAACUUCUUAGAAUGUUUUUAUUUUUUAAGUUUUUUUUUUGU
Molecule: messenger RNA, 2535 nt
Organism: Sipha flava (yellow sugarcane aphid)
Lineage: Eukaryota; Metazoa; Arthropoda; Insecta; Hemiptera; Aphididae
Exons: 24
Coding region: 157-2472 (771 amino acids)
Source: RefSeq, a predicted model, not a curated record